This is a messenger RNA of Arabis nemorensis, 474 nucleotides long. NCBI's taxonomy places the organism in Eukaryota, Viridiplantae, Streptophyta, Magnoliopsida, Brassicales, Brassicaceae. The record is from the annotation of a GenBank genome assembly.
AUGAUGACGUCAUUCCAUCACAGCCACAAACCACGGAGGAUCAAGACCCCCACGACGGCGAAGCCACCACGAUCUCCGGCGACGUCUCCGCUGGUACUUAAGUGUCCGAGAUGUGAUUCCGUCAACACCAAAUUCUGUUACUACAACAACUACAGCUUGUCUCAGCCACGUCACUACUGCAAAAACUGUCGCCGUUACUGGACACGUGGCGGUGCCCUACGUAACGUCCCCAUCGGUGGCUCUACCCGAAACAAGAACAAGCCUUGCACCCUCCACGUCAUCUCUCCUCCUCCUCAUGUAAUGACGUCAUUGUCGCCGUCUCAUGACCUCAUCGAUGGGUUUCGUAUAAUAAACCCUCCUUCCACUACGGCGUUUUCCGGUGGAUUCUCCGGCUAUAUGUUCCCAUUUGCACCACAAGAUUCAGCAACAGAGACUCAUCACUUCCAUGUUUCUCCAAGAUUCACUUCCGUUUAA